Molecule: messenger RNA, 1923 nt
Organism: Hippoglossus stenolepis (Pacific halibut)
Lineage: Eukaryota; Metazoa; Chordata; Actinopteri; Pleuronectiformes; Pleuronectidae
Gene: snrnp35
Product: small nuclear ribonucleoprotein 35 (U11/U12)
Exons: 1
Coding region: 232-1056 (274 amino acids)
Biological process (GO): mRNA splicing, via spliceosome
Cellular component (GO): precatalytic spliceosome; U12-type spliceosomal complex
Molecular function (GO): snRNA binding; mRNA binding
Source: RefSeq, a predicted model, not a curated record
UAAAAUAUUUUUACCAAGAGAAUUCUGGAUUUGAACUACUACGUGACAUAUUUAAUGUUUUUGUUGUUACUCUGCAUAUUAUAUCUAUCUAUAUAUUUAUUUAUUUCUUUAUUUGAGUAUUAUUACAAAUGUGUUACCAUACAGGUCAUAAUUUUGACGCCGUCUGUCCACAGCGUUGGUGAUUAAACUGGUUUCAACUCACAACGAGUGAGUAGGAACUAUUAUAAUGCGAUGGACAAGGGCUCGUUUCACCACGGGGUGUUUUUGUGGACGGACGCGCAGCUCCCGGUUACUCUCAGGGAACACUCUGGAGCUCAUGGACGAAAGGAGACGCUUGUAGCUUCGUUUCGGGUAAGAAUGGUUGACUGGAAUCCCAUAGCGAAGGUGUACGACCCGCUCAAAGCUGGCAGCAUCGACGGGACGGACCUGGAGCCGCAUGACCGGGCGGUGUGGAGGGCUAUGGGUGCCCGAUACAAGCCCAACAAGGGUGUCGCCGGAGAUCCGCUGCUCAUUCUUUUCGUGUCUCGUCUGAACCCCCAGACCACCGAGGAGAAGCUGCACCAGGUCUUCUCCAAGUACGGAGACAUCCAGCGGCUCCGGCUGGUCCGGGACAUCGUCACGGGCUUCUCCAAGAGAUACGCCUUCAUCGAGUACAAGGAGGAGCGCUCUGUGGUCCGGGCCCGCCGGGACGCCAACAAACUGGUGGUGGACCAGUACGAAGUGUUCGUGGACUUCGAACAGGAGAGGACCCUCAAGGGCUGGCUCCCGCGGCGGCUCGGUGGCGGCCAGGGAGGGAAGAAGGAGUCCGGGCAGCUGCGGUUCGGCGGCAGGGACAGGCCGUUCCGUAAACCCAUCAACCUCGCCGUGGGUCUGGUGCAGGACCGGGGAGGUGGAGGCAGGGAGUGGGAGAGACAUGGGGCGAGAGACAGGGAGGACCGGGACCGACACAGGGAGGGGGACUGGGGCAGCAGAGGGAGGAGAGAUGACCGGGACAGAGGCAGAGAGAGGGACGACCGCAGGUACCGGGACAGGAGCAGGCACCGGGACAGGAGGUGAUACCGUGUGAAGCAACAUGACUCUCACCUUGAUGGCGGUAAAACCAAACGAAGAAGAAGACUCUCCCCUGGUUCAUGUGCUGCCUGGGACAGAUGUUCAUCCCAGCUGCUGCAGCUCCUCGAAUGUGAAGCCAAGAAGGCAGUGGAAGACAGUUGAUGAGGUUUGCACAGGUUGGGACAAGUAUGGCAGGUGGACAGUUUAACUUCUCGGUGUCAUACAGACUUUAAACCGAUGAGGACAUUUGAAGGCAUCAUAUGUGGUAGAACCCACUGAUUUGUGCUACGCUUGUUCUAUGCUCAAGAGAUUGCGACUAAAGUUUUAGCCGCUUCUCUGUUUCCUCAUUCAUCGUCAGUUUAAGUUACUAAAAAUUUCCAAUUGUUCUAUUUUUAAUUGGUGGCAUUUCACUCUUUUGUUAUCUAUUGCUAUUUCUGGCACUAGCAAUGUUGCUAAACAUCAUCAAGCAAAUGUAGAGUCCACCAAUAAGAGUUAUUAAAGGUGAAACUGCAUUAGUUACAAUUAAGGCUUGAUUUGUGUUCUUAGCCAAUGGAGGUUGUUGUUUUUCGGACAUGUUCAAAACCACUCAUUUGAAAACGAAAAUAACAACACUGAUAACUAUAAAAUACAAGAAAUCAUGUCCAGACCAUAAACUGAAUAAAAAGAUGGACGGCAAGACAGCUUUCUAAAAGUAAAGCCAAAUCAUCUCGAUUGCCCCCUGGUGGCUAUAUGGAAUAUUUUACCUUCAUUUUUGUAUAACAUGAGGAGACGUGUCGUUUCUCUUUAUUUACAGCCUGUGGUAGAGACAAAAGCUAAAUAAGAAUGUGCAGGAUGUCACUUUUAAAGUGUGAUAUAAAACUCAUCAAACUCUCA